Molecule: messenger RNA, 2211 nt
Organism: Nelumbo nucifera (sacred lotus)
Lineage: Eukaryota; Viridiplantae; Streptophyta; Magnoliopsida; Proteales; Nelumbonaceae
Product: MLO-like protein 6
Biological process (GO): defense response
Cellular component (GO): membrane
Source: RefSeq, a predicted model, not a curated record
CUCUCUCUCUCUCUCUGUGGGUGUAAUGUAAAACAGGCAGCAAGUGCAGUCGACCAGAGUCGGUCUUUCCGGAAUCAAUUCUCUGGGUCUUUCGAUUUUAACGUCGCACCACUGCCCUACUGUUUCCUUCCCGGCGACUUGACUUGAGCUAUCCCAGGACGUACGGUAGUGGCAAGGAGAGGCAGACAAAUAGAUAGGUUUGUAAAGGAUGGCCGGAGACGGAGGUGGUCGUUCUUUGGAGGAGACGCCGACAUGGGCAGUUGCCACUGUCUGUUUCGUGCUGGUUGCCAUUUCGAUUAUAAUUGAACACAUCAUUCACCUCAUUGGAAAGUGGUUAACAAAAAGACACAAGCGAGCUCUAUAUGAAUCACUCGAAAAGAUUAAAUCCGAGCUUAUGUUACUGGGAUUCAUAUCCUUGCUCCUCACGGUAGGACAAGGACUCAUCUCGGAGAUUUGCAUACCAAAGUCGGUAGGAAAUAGCUGGCACCCAUGUAAUAAGAAAGAAGAGGCAAAAUUAGAUGCGGAGAAAGAAAGCGAUGACCCGGAGGAGCACCACCGGAGACUUCUCAUGAUUGCAGACUCCGGUGGGAGCUUCCGCCGUGUCUUAGCCGCAGGAGGAACUGACAAAUGUGCAGCCAAGGGAAAAGUACCAUUUGUGUCGUCAGAGGGUAUCCACCAACUUCACAUUUUCAUCUUCGUUCUGGCUGUUUUUCAUGUGCUCUAUUGCAUCAUCACCAUGGCUUUGGGUAGACUCAAGAUGAGAAGAUGGAAAGCGUGGGAAAGGGAAACCAAGACGAUUGAAUAUCAGUUCUCUCAUGACCCGGAGAGGUUCAGAUUCGCACGGGAAACAUCCUUCGGGCGAAGGCAUCUGAGUUUCUGGAGCAAGACCCCGGCUCUCCUCUGGAUCGUUUGUUUCUUCAGGCAAUUUGUCAGAUCAGUUCCAAAGGUUGACUACUUGACCCUGAGACAUGGCUUCAUUACGGCACAUUUGGCCCCUCAAAGUCACACCCAAUUUGACUUUCAGAAGUACAUUAACAGAUCUCUUGAAGAAGAUUUCAAGGUUGUAGUCGGUAUAAGCCCGACAGUUUGGUUCUUCGCGGUGCUGUUCUUAUUAUUAAACACACAUGACUGGCAUUCUUAUCUAUGGCUACCCUUCCUUCCUUUGAUUAUCAUUCUGCUGCUGGGAACAAAGCUACAGGUGGUCAUAACAAAGAUGGGGCUCAGAAUUCAGGAGAGAGGAGAGGUGGUCAAAGGUGUCCCAGUGGUUGAACCGGGCGAUGACCUCUUCUGGUUCAAUCGCCCCCGCCUCAUUCUCUAUCUCAUCCACUUCGUUCUUUUUCAGAAUGCCUUCCAGCUGGCUUUCCUCGUAUGGACUUGGUAUGAAUUUGGGCGCAAGUCUUGCUUUCAUGAGCACACAGAAGACCUGGUUAUCAGAAUCUCAAUGGGGGUACUGGUACAGAUCCUCUGUAGCUAUGUCACUCUCCCUCUCUACGCCUUGGUAACACAGAUGGGUUCGAGUAUGAGGCCUACCAUAUUCAACGAAAGAGUGGCCACAGCACUACGAAAUUGGCACCACAGAGCGAGGAAGCACCUAAAACAGAACGGCCACGGGCGGUCAGGAUCGGUGACACCCAUUUCCAGUAGGCCAACAACCCCUAGGCAUGGCUUUUCCCCGGUUCAUCUGUUGCUUAACACCCAUCGCAGUGAUCAUGCCGACAGCAUUCAUACGUCUCCUAGAUUCUCAAACUUGGACAAUGAGCAACGGGAGGGUGAAGGGACGCCCUCCCCCUCGUCGUAUCACCACCACCACCAUGAACGUUGGUUGGGAGGACAGGACAGGGAAGCCCAUGAGGCUGAGGCCACCACUCCACCUACGGCUCCUCCUGUACAUACUCAACAUGUAAUUGAAAUGAGCUCUGCCGACUUCUCUUUCGUCAAGAGUUGAUGAUGUGCAUACAACGGUGGGAGGUGAGCACUUUGGAGGAGACUAUUCGGAAAUUCAAACCAACGCCUUUCGGAUGAAUGGUGUGCAUCUUUAUUCUUUCAGGAAUUUUGCCACAAAAUGGACACACAAAUCUUAAUUUCUUUUUACCAUGUAUCAACGAUGAUUAUUUUCGUUUGUACUUCACUUACUAAUGCUUAUUUUGUAUACACCGAUCUCUGGGAAUCUCCACAAUAUUGAAUACAAAUUCCACUUACGAGUUACGCCUC